This is a messenger RNA of Sceloporus undulatus (fence lizard), 1457 nucleotides long. RefSeq lists its product as uncharacterized. Bases 1 to 1185 code for a protein of 394 amino acids. Lineage: Eukaryota; Metazoa; Chordata; Lepidosauria; Squamata; Phrynosomatidae. The transcript is spliced from 6 exons. The record is from RefSeq and is a predicted model, not a curated record.
AUGCUUGGCACUCGUUAUUCGCGUCUAUCGCAUCGUUCAGUCACCUGGGCGGCCUUCGAAUCAAGGUUUGCCGACUCGGCCAAUGCCUAUUCAGGCAACGUGAGGCAGUGCCGCUUGGAUUACACACCAGCCCAAAUACAAUGUGUGUAUGGCGACGCGCUCAGCAGCCGUGCGCUGCUCUGUGGGGCUUUCACGGGCACCAAGAUUUUUACUUCCGUGGUGAGACGAGGUCCCUGUUUCGCGGGCGUUAAUAUUGCUCGGAAUGCUGCCUUUCGCCCAUACGAACGGGGUGUAGACCACCAGCUCGCGGGUUAUCUCCCCAGUGUGGACGCAACCCCUGCUGCCUCCAGUCUCAAGGAGUUUUUGCGGCGCCUCUUCCCGCUGUGCCAAUACAGCGCCACGCCGGGCCCUCUGGGGCCUCGGGGGCAAGGGCUCGCCCUGCCUGCCCUCUCCUCUGGAGAAAGGCUCCCCUCCCGGGCCCUGGCACCGGGAGCCCCUUGGCAGCCCCGGGGGGCACUCAGCUGCCUUGGGAGGGAGCCCCCUUCAGGAGAAAGAGCCCUCCCGGGAGGGCGAGGCCGGGCAGGGUCCGAGGGGGGCCCCGCUCCCCGAAGAAGAGCCCCGGAGAGGCCGGGAGUUUUGGCAAAGGGCCCCCGUCGGGUCGGAGCGCUGUGGGAGCAAGCCUACUUCGCGGAGAGAGGGACCCAGCUCCUGGUCACAGAUCCCAAAUGUGAAGAAGAAACGCACAAACCCAGCGUGGUUCUCCUGGGCCCCACAUGCCACAAGAAAAGCACCACGCUGGUGUGCCUGGCCUAUGGCUUCUUCUAUGAGUGGCCACUGGAUGUGACCUGGAAGCGUGAUGAAGAAAUAGUGCCCCGAACAGCUGUGGCAACUGAAAAGGCGAAGGCCGAGGGCACAUGCAGCUUUGGCAUUGCCAGUCGCCUAAGUGUGGCAGCUGCAGAGUGGAAGGAGGGCCACACCUACUCAUGUCACGUGCGCCAAGGGGACACUGCAGAGGUUGAAGACAAGAUGACUAAUGAAUUGAUCCAGCAGCCAAAUUCAGGCCUUUCUGAGAUGCAGCUCAGCCUUCACACAGGGCAGUUUGCCUUCCUUCUCCUGGCUGUCAAGAGCCUUGCCUAUGGCACUGUUCUGGUAAUCUACACAGCUUGUAGAAAAACAGGUUUUUAAUGGGAUUGUGGAGCCCUGCAUUCCUUUGUGGUUAUCAUUGACUGUAACAACAUUCACUCCCCCUGCACCCAAGAAAUGAAUUGUUUGCUUAUACGAGUGGAGAGCCAUGAAUUCUGCUCGGAGAUUUUCACAUCCUCCUUCACAGCCUCUUUUCAACCUUGGUAACCUGGAUUAGUCACUUGGCAAACUUUAUGCUAAAUUGCUUUUUGCCCUGAGCAAAUUUCAUUCUUUAUUUUGAGUGACAAUUUUUUUAAAAGAUGUUGACGUUCUGA